AUGAAGCUCUUUGCUUUGGCCGAGGUGGUAGAGAGACUGAUCAUGAAGAAUCCUUCGCAAUACCUAUGGAGUGCCGAAGUAGAGGGUCUGCCUGACGAGCUAAAGAGAUGCAAUUCACCGGAGAAGCUACUACGCAGCAAACUGUUCGAGCAAUCGGGGGACGAGGGCGAAUUGAAGAUGCUGGUGAACGCGAGUGUGAGCCUCGUCAAGGCCUAUCGUGGCCUAGGUGCCGUUCAAGUUAUUAGGCUGCCCUCAUGGCGCGCGGCUUUUGAAUCUUUGUGA
This is a messenger RNA of Penicillium arizonense, 282 nucleotides long. RefSeq lists its product as uncharacterized. The transcript is spliced from 3 exons. The record is from RefSeq and is a predicted model, not a curated record. Bases 1 to 282 code for a protein of 93 amino acids. Lineage: Eukaryota; Fungi; Ascomycota; Eurotiomycetes; Eurotiales; Aspergillaceae.